CAAACACAGGAGAGUGCUGUUUAUGUCCCAUCUGAAACCAAAGUGUGAAACCUUCAGGGUGAACAACCUGGAUGGUGAACAGGGCAGUGUUUCUCCUUAGUGGAUCAAAACCUUUAAAGACUCUAGUCAGGAGCUGAAUUACCCAUCAGCCCCCAGAGGGUCACCAGAGAUUGCCGGCAGCAGGUUGUUUCUCGUCCCAGCUUCAUCGGACCUGAUUGUGGCUCUGGUCCAGGUCCUGGAUUUCCACUUUCAUCUUCUUCAUUCAAGUCUCGUUCAGAGCGCGUGAGGAGGAGCGAGGAAGAGGAGGAGGAUGGACGGCGGGAAAACCGCGCUGCAGCAGUCCGCGCGGCAGAGCAUCCUCUCGUGCAGCGAGCCGAACUGCACGGCGCGCGCCGUGGACAUCCUGGCGCUGUCAGCGGCAUCCGUGUGGAGCGGUAACGGCACGGCGGUGGACGAGUACCGGCCCGUGGAGGCUGCUGCCUCGGCCGCCCCAACGGCGGCGAUGGUGCCCAAGGCCUCGUACCCCUUUCCCACCGUGGAUGUGCCCGUCCACGCCCACUACACCAUCGGCUCCGUCAUCCUUGCCAUUGGCAUCACCGGCAUGAUCGGGAACUUCCUGGUCUUAUACGCCUUUUGCAAGAGUCGCAGCCUGAGGACGCCAGCCAACAUGUUCAUCAUUAACUUGGCGAUCACAGACCUGCUGAUGUGUGUAACACAGACGCCAAUCUUCUUUAUCACCAGCAUGCACACGAGGUGGAUCUUCGGAGAGAAAGGUUGCGAGGUGUAUGCGUUCUGUGGCGCUCUCUUCGGGAUCUGCUCCAUGAUCACGCUGACAGUGAUCGCUGUGGACCGUUACUUUGUCAUCACACGACCUCUGACAUCCAUCGGCGUGUUGUCACGGAAACGGGCCCUCCUCAUCCUCAUGGCGGCCUGGGCCUACUCUCUGGCCUGGAGCCUGCCACCGUUCUUCGGCUGGAGUGCUUAUGUCCCGGAGGGCCUGAUGACUUCCUGUACGUGGGACUACAUGACCUUUACCCCGUCGGUGCGAGCAUACACCAUGCUGCUCUUCAUCUUCGUCUUCUUCCUGCCACUCUUCAUCAUCAUCUACUGCUACUUCUUCAUCUUCCGCGCCAUCCGCACCACCAACCAGGCUGUGGGGAAGAUGAACGGCAGCGUUCAUGGUCACGGCAGCACUCGUGACUCAGUGAAGAACUUCCACCGGCUGCAGAAUGAGUGGAAGAUGGCGAAGAUCGCUCUGAUCGUCAUCCUGCUCUAUGUCAUCUCCUGGUCACCGUACUCCAGUGUUGCUCUCACUGCCUUCGCUGGGUAUGCGGACAUGUUGACUCCCUACAUGAACUCUGUGCCCGCCAUCAUUGCCAAAGCCUCGGCUAUCCACAACCCCAUCAUCUACGCCAUCACACACCCCAAAUACAGGUUAGCAUUAGCCAAGUACAUCCCAUGUCUCGGCAUCUUGCUCUGUGUCCGUCAACGUGACCUCCGCUCCGCCAGCAGCAGCUUCAUGUCGACGCGUCGCUCUACUGUGACCAGCCAGACCUCUGACAUCAGCAGCCAGUUCAGGCGGCAGAGCAACGGCAAGUCCCGUCUCUCCUCUGCCUCCGACAGCGAAUCGUGUUUGACAGACACCGAGGCUGAUCUGUCCAGCAUGGGUUCCAGACCAGCCAGCCGCCAGGUCUCUUGUGACAUCAGCAGAGACACCGCUGAGCUCCCUGACUUCAAACCCUCCUCCAGCUUUAAGUCCAAGGUGAAGAGCCAUGACUCUGGCAUCUUCGAAAAGACGUCCUACGACACUGACGUCUCCAUGGCAGGAGUCAGUGAACGCAGCAGCAUCCCAAAUAGCGGUGAAUUUGCAGAGGGACACGGGAUCAGAGGUGCGCUCAGUCGAAUCCCGAGCAUCGUUGUUACCUCUGAGUCCAGCCCCUUCCUGCCCAUUGGACGAAAAGGUUCCUGCACCGCCCGCCCCAAGACCUCAAACAACAGCACGCCCCGCCCUCCCAGCUGAUCGCCCGCAGACCUUCGCCCAGCUCAUGUCCAGUCCGAUAUUUAGAAGCGUAGAGUUCAAACACAUGGACGCAGCUCAGAAACAUACAAAACCAAAAAAAUCAUUACCUUUGAAAUGUAUAAAUCUGAAUAAAUGAUCUGCAGUGUGUGCAGAGGGGGGCGAGGCCCACAACAGAGUGAGCAUAGUGGUGUCUUGUAAUGUAACAUUUAGUGGUUGAGAAGACAGAAUUACUCUGUAAAUGUCAAAGAACGGCUGUUGCCAUGGAUACUGUAGACUGGAACCAGAAUCAGCUGAUAUACAAAAGUACAGUCAUACAUUAUACUAACUUAAAAAAGUGUAUUUACAAUGCUGUAAAUGAUUGGUUAUUGUUUUAUUUAACCUGUAAAGCCCUAUUACUGGUAUUUUGGUAAUAUAAUAAGCCCUGCACACCCACACAGGUGUUUUUUAGUAAUUCUGGCUGAUUAGACCUCUGUGUAUAGGUAGUGUAGUACAAAGUCUCCAUAUAAGAACGCCUGCACUGUCCUGAGACGAGCUCUAAUCACGCAAAUGAAAUGAUAACACCUGUGUGUCUGUGUAUCCCUGUGCAGGACCUUUCACUUUGAAUUGUUCCUUAUUGUACUGAAGCCAAACAAGCAUCUGUUUUUUUUUAACCCAAAGAAGAUUUUCCUGUAGGCUACCUUAUUUCUUGUCCCUGAUUAGAUAAAUGCAAAUAGACAUAGGGUUCAAUAACAUCUCUUAUUGUUGUAUUUUUCUCUUCAGGCUAGUUCCUCUGAGACAGGUUAAGGUGCCUGAGCCCUUUAGAAAAUGUUUUGUUGUGUUUCAGAUGGACAUUUUCUUCAGCACUUUAUGCAAAUUUUCUAAAAGCCCUGUUUGUGUUAUUGUCGCCUGUUGCUAAUGAUUUAUUUAUCUGUGUUUUUCCAGCCCAGUCCUCUGCAGAGUCAUGCAACAGAUUAAAGUUGUUUAUGGUUCUCUAUGAGUAAGCUGAGAUACUAUAUAAAUUCCAAAUUCAAAAACCCAAGUUUCAAUUGGAAAACCAAAGGCCGUCCAAUUGACCGUCCGCUAACCCCCUCUCCAGAAUUGAAAAUAUAAGAGCAAAGUGUAAGGAAGGGAUGAACAAGUAUUUAUUUGAGCUGUAAUGCAUAGCAUGUUAAAUUAUUAGCAGUAAUAACCCAGUGUCACUACCAAGGCUAGGGGCAUUUAGUUAGCGUUACAAUAACGUUAGCGGCUCUGUCCUUUACUAUUAGAUUUGGUGAUGUUUCCACUCCAGCAAACCCAGCCAAUUCGUAAUCCAUGAUAGUCUUAUAUUUAACAAAAACACUGUCUUCAUCUUAAAGCCUUUUCUCUUGUGAAACAUACUGGUUAAAUAUACGAACAACAAUGCAUAAAUAUAUACUGUGUCUACCUUGUUCGUAUGUGUAAGCAAUCUGAUUCAACAUUUUUUCCGCUUCAUACUUACGCUAAGGAGUAGCAAGUGCUACACUGCAAUAAAAAACAAUGGUGUUUAUUUCCAUGUCUUUUACAUGGAGUUUUCCCUUGCACCUGUUAGCUUUAGCUUUAGUCUCCUUGCAUUAUAUGGAGCCAGCCAGUGCAUAUGAAGAUGUUUUUACAUGGUUCUUGUUUCAAACAUUAAAAACACCUUGUUUUGAACCAAUUCAUGGAGUUACCAUAAAUGAUCUACCUAGCUAUAGCUGAUCAAAUUUGCUCUCCUGCAUUUUAAAAUCAGAAUCAGAAUUUGUUUUAUUGCCAGGUAGGUUUUUACACAUACGGUCAAUUUGUCUUGGUGCAUUGUGCAUAAAAUAUACAAUUCACACAAAAAUAUACGAAUCAUACAAGAAAAAAAAUUCAAUUCAAUUCAAUGAAUCAAUGAAUGUGAAUUUUGGUCGUUAGUCUGCCAACUGAUAUCACCGUAAACUGAAAAUGCAAGUGAACAAAAGUAGCAACAGUCACUAAGGGGGUUAGCCAACAGUCAAAGUCUGUUAAACAAAGAAUGGAAAAUGUUAUAAAUGUCAAAACUGAACUUUUUUGCAAACAUUUACUCUAAAUGGAUUUGGAGAUUAUCUUUCAACCCAUAAAACCAAAUCUACAAGUAUACCAAAGGAUACCUGAAUAUUAUGGAAUCACAGCAGCAUUGUGUUUCAACUGCGUAGAGUUCAUCCAGCUGGCUGCUGACCUGUUCACUCUGUUCACUCUGCAGUGAAACAGAAAACUCUGCUUUCCAACAUUAAUGAACUGCUGGCUAGAGGAUGACAACACUAUCCAUACAUUUUAGAUAGCAGGAGAAAAGGACAAUAUCUAAUAAAAUCGACUUUUGAAGGAAGGUAACUAGAUUCAAACAUAAUGUUUAAAAGAACUGUGCGCUAUUUUGGAAAAUCAUUGCCAUCAUUCUUUAAAUAUUUUUCCACUUUUGAUGGAGCUAGGCUAGUAGUUCCCCUUUCCCGUCCACUAAUUUGAUAUCAAUUUUGGUUAAUGCCUGGAUAUGAUGACAAUCGAUAGGCUUUUCCAAAAUGUCAAUGUUUCGUUGAAUUAUUCAGAUAUUUCUCCUUAUCUCAGUAAUUCUGAGAGGUCUGUGGCCUGCAAAAGCACUUUUAUUAAGAAAGCAGAUAUUUUAAAUGUUUCUAGAGGUUUCCCUGCGUUCUGGUGUUGUUCCGUUUGUGUUUUUUCUUCUGGUUGUGAUUCUUUUGCUACUUUUCUUGAUUACAUAUUUAAAGUGUAGAUUUUCCUGAAGGACGUUGUUGUGGUAUGUGAUUGUACUGUUGUUGGUGUUAGUAAGGGGGGUGAAAAGGGACUUCAUUGUUGAUGGUAACACAGAGCUUGAUAAGCUGAUUUGAGCUGUCAGCCUGUGUGAAGAUGUAAUAUGUACAUUCCCCAAGAGUCUGUUUGAAUGUUUCUGUAAAAUAACACGAUUACUUAUGACUCAUGAAGUUUUCUGCUGGGAGAGAAACGUCAAUUCAACCAACUCAAAAGACCUGAAGCUAAUUUGAAGAAAACCAGAUUAAACUGAAAUGUUGGCUAAAACAGAAAGAAGCUCUAUAAACAGACUUGUUUGUCGACUUGAACAAAGCCGUUUGAGCUGUUAAACUGAACCGUUAGCUAGCCGUUUAGCUCCAAAUCACCACAGUCUUGUGGAAGAGGAAUGAAGCUAAAUCAUUAGCUAACCUCUGUCAAAGUGUUUGGGUGAACUGACCUUUAGCUAACAUUGAACCAUUAGCUAAGCAGAACUGAGCUGUUCAAAGGAGUUGUGGCUAAUGGCUAAAUUUGAGUCGUUAGCUAGCAUCAAGUUGUUGUAGGUGCAAAAAUGGGCUGUUAGCGAACACAUUGUUCAAUAGCUAAAUUAAAGCAUUAGCCUACCUAAUUGAUAGUUAAAGUCAAAGUAAAAUAAAAUCAUUAACAGCACCACAACAUAUUUAUCUGUUAAACCGAUCCAUUAGCCUAGCAGAACUAAGCUAAAUCAUUAGCUAACCUUUAUCAAAAUGUUUUAGGAGCUAAAUAAAGCUGAACAAAAGUUUUCUUGGUAAACUGACUGUUAAACUGAAACAAACUUUUUAAGCUGCUAAAUGACACCAUGUUAUCUGUGAUUAAAGGUCCAGUGUGUAGGAUUUAGUGGCAUAAAGCAGUGUAGAUUGCAACCCCCUAGCUUCACCCUCCCCUUAAAUGUUGGCCAUGAAACACACCAAAAAUGCAAACGGACCAAUCUAGCACCACUAAUUAGUCUGUUCUGUCUCUAAUCUGAGACAUGGCAUUUCAACACGGCGGACUCUAGAAGAGGACAUUUAGAAAUUUUUACAGUAGAUAAAAACUGCUUUAACAAACCUGCUUCAAUAUUUGGAGUUUAUAAUAGUUGUUAUAUUCACUCACAGGUCUUUAAGCUUUUAAACCUUCUUUCUGAGGCCUCCAUAGAAACCUCUACUGUAUGUCAGUGUCCCUGCUUUCCUAAUUCCUCCUAGCAUCCCAAUGCAGAAAGUACACUAUGAUGCAGUAAAUAACAGUUGAAUAUAAAGUAUUGAUACAGAAUAUAAAUGCAGGUUGUUGUUAUAAUAGUUAUUGUGUAUUAAAGUUUCUGUUCUGAAAGACUGAUGUUUGAAAACGGGGAAGACGAUUUAUUGUAGAUUUGUUACUCGUUUACUGUUUCUCUUAUUUAUUUUUUCUAAAUAAAUAUCUAUUAUUCACUGUAUUCAUUGUGAAACACCUAUAUAGGCCUAAUAUAGCAAAACACACAUGAUUUGCUGUUUUAUGGGCUGUUUAAUGGCGACUUGUCAAUUUUAAACUUUGUUUUUUGUACAGAUGAUAAUGAAUGAUGAUGAAUAAACAAGAUGUAUUGUGUUAUUCAAUAAGA
Molecule: messenger RNA, 6353 nt
Organism: Dicentrarchus labrax (European seabass)
Lineage: Eukaryota; Metazoa; Chordata; Actinopteri; Moronidae
Product: melanopsin-A-like
Exons: 13
Coding region: 311-2020 (569 amino acids)
Biological process (GO): G protein-coupled receptor signaling pathway; visual perception
Cellular component (GO): membrane
Molecular function (GO): G protein-coupled receptor activity
Source: RefSeq, a predicted model, not a curated record